GUCCCAAAGAACUGACGUGUUUCUGGUUGCUAUAGACGACUCAAAACACUAAUGCCAAGCCGAAAGAAGUCAAAGGAGAUCGGAGAAAUGUGAACUAAAAUGUUGUUUUUGUAAAAUACAUACACAUAGAUAUUUUUUAACAGUAUUUAAUAAGGCAGUGCGUCGUCAAAAUGCAUUUUAAUAAUCCAUAACGACUUAAUAUUCGCAACAGAGGAAAUAAAGCUAUCUUGUUUUGGUGUCAGUACGUUUUGUGUAAAGUCAAGAGCUGAUUUGAGUAACUUACAGGUUACUUUUGUAUAAUCAUAAAUGUCUGGUUACAUUAUAGAAGUCAAUAAUGCGUUAUAGUAAUCUGUAAUAAUUAUUGCGAGCACGACAGAACACUUUCGUGACAUUUUUGUGAUUUUAUUAACAGCGGUAUACCUGAUCAUGUUUUUUUAAUAUAAGUUAGAGAUAUGUUGUAUAUAUUUUUGUACUGGUAUAACAAUACUAAUUAGAUGUCACCUAUCAAAUUAAAACUGCAGUCGUUAUAUGCACAUUUGUCAUUUGCUGACUAAACCGAACAGUAAUAAUGUCAGUCGCGGCCAGUGAUUGUGUAAUGACAGAUGAAGAACUGGAAGAAUUGGGUGAAGAUGGAAUCUCAAUAGUUACUUAUGAAUCUGAGACUGAAAGGAAACCAAAGAAAAAAAAGACUUCUCAUAAACCACCCAGAUCUCCAAAAUCUCCUUAUCUCUCAAACACAUACCUGCAACCAAAAAAAGCUGCAGUUUGGAGAUCAUUAAAAGGCACUGGGACAAUGCAUGUUGAAAAUCCUUCAGCUAGAGUACCCAGGGAGCUGUGGCUUGCAUCACUUAAAAGUGGACUUGCUCUGACACAGCCCCUUAAAGCAGAGUAUGCCUUUACACAAGCAAGGCUUGCCUCGUCUACCGGCACCCCAGAAUACCUGAAAGAAGCUCUUGGAAUGAAGAAACCAAAACACUCCCGCUCUUCUAGCAAUGGAUAUGUUCCUGGAACCCCUGACUACAAAGAGAAAGAGGACAUGUAUGACGAGAUCAUUGAACUCAAGAAGAUGUUACAAGCUCAGAAAUCAGAAGCUGACAUUAUGAAAACAAAACUGCGUCGUCUGGAGGAAGACAACAGCAAAAAGGAAAAGCAAAUUGAACAGCUUCUCGAUCCUUCCAAGGGUUCUGAAUUUACAAGGAGCUUGGUUGACAAAAAGAAGGAUUCAAGUGUGAUCACAAAUGGAUUAAAGCAGAAGAUUCUGAAGUUGGAGCAGCAAUGCAAAGAGAAGGACCAUGCAAUUAAUAAACUGCAGACUGAUUUAAAGACAACAAAUACUGAAGAAAUGAAGAUAGCAAUGGAGACUUACUAUGAGGAGAUUCAAAGGCUUCGUAUUAUGCUGGCCAAUAUGGAAUCUGCAGAUAAAAAAUCUGAGAGUAAAGAAACCCAGAAACAACAAAAGGUGCUAAACUCCACCAUCCUGAGAUUAUCUAAAAAUAUCAAACAAAUGCAGGAGGAAAAUAAAUGUCUGAAGGAGGACCUGGCUAGAGCAUUGGAUAGCCCUUCUGCUUCAGCCAGAGGUUAUAGUGACUGGAGCAAACCAAGGCUGGUGAGACGAAUCACUGAGCUAGAAAGAAAAGUGGACGACCUGGAGAUGGGUAGUUCCAACCAAGCCAGCAGUGCUAGAGCGACUGUUGCUUUGGUGUCAACGAGUGCAGAUCAGUCCAAUCAGACAGCUUCGUCAACUCUCAAAGGAACAGACUCUCAGCAGGAGUGUGAGCGCCUUCGAGGGUUAGUAAAGAAACUGAAAGAGGAUCGCACUGACCUACAGGAACAGCUGUCUGGAAAACUGACUGAGAUAAAACUCUUGGGCAGUGAGAAAGAAGAGUUAACAAAAGAAGUCCAGAGACUGAAGUCAGUUGGAAAUGAGAAAUCCUUUCCAGAGGCCAAGGAGAAAAUCCAGAAACUGACACAAAAGGUAAAACAGCUUGAAGCAGAGCUAGAGGAUGAGAGAAGAAUCAAAGAAGACUCUUUGCAUACAUCCAACAAGAGCCAGAGGAAAGCUUCUUCCUCUCGGGAUGCAGGGUGCAGGUCCCGUCUCAGUCCUGAACAGGAUCAGAGAAACACACCAUCUCAACCCUCGUCAGCACGCUCUGAACAACGCCAAAAACAGAAGCAGGAUAGAGCGGCCCGGACCAUACAAAAAUACUGGCACCAGUAUAAAGACAAGAAUGAAGAUUCAGAUAAGGACACUGUUGUGAUUCAGUCUGCUUUGAGAGGACAUUUGACCCGGCAAAAGCAAUUAACAGGCCUUAAAGAUUUCGAAGAACGUAAACCGUUCAAGAGUCCGCGUGCAGUAAGAAGUAGCAGUGCUCACAGCUUGUCCCCAGCUGAUGAAGACGGAGACGAGGCUGUGACGUUACUCCAGUCUGCAUUCAGGGGUCACCUUGCACGUUCGGGACAGCUCAGCAGCCGAUCGUCUGAUUCCAGUGUGGUUCAUGGGAGUGGAAGGAACAGUCCCAGGAAAAGCCCUGUUUCUUCUAGAAAGCAGAGCAUAGUACCUUCCCCAGCACCCAGGAGCAGACCCACCCGGACUCCCAAUCUUUUGAAAGCUGCAGCGAUUAGUGAUGAUGAAGAGAUAGAAGAAGAUCUGACAGUGGUUACUGGUGAUGAAGAUGACGAUGAUGAAGAGUUAGAGACAAAGGGAUCGAGAAGGCAUGCAACCCCAUCCAACAGGAGGCUUUCCUCAGCACAAUCUAGCCAGAACCAGUCUAAGGUUACCCCUGUUCAGCCAUCUAAAGACGAUGACUCAGAAGACUCUGAUGACAUCAUUGUUUCACCAUCACGGCCUUUCAGACGAAGAGACUCCAACUUUUAGAAACAAUGUUUUAAAGGGUGAUUCAUAAUGUUGGUAUAGUGUGGUUUUAUAAUGAAGUUAAAAACUGCUAGUAGAGCUGGGGUAUUAGUUGCUCUGUUUAAUUUUUUUGCUUCUUCACCUAUAUUUCCAGUCAUUCCCGAACAGUAAUUCACAAAUUGGCUAGACAGAAAUUCAAAUGUCAAUUCUAAUCAACUGCGUUACAGUAUGUCUUGCUUUUGUGUCAGCUGUUAUCUAGUCAUUAGGUAAGAUGUGUAUGUGUUUGAGUGAGGGGGGUAGUAUGUGUGGAUUUACAGUAGGUGUAGAAAAUAGUGAAAUUCCUACUUCUUCUGACAUCCUCCGUAUGGAGCCACAGACAUUGCUAAUACUUUUGCAUACAUGUACCUUUAGAGAUCAACACUUUGCAUAUAUGUAUAUUAUAUAUUAUACAUUUGAAAUCCAAUACAAAGUGUAAUAUACCUAUUGUACAGCCCUAUUUAACCACACUUCCAUACAUGAAAAGAAACCCCUAAACAUGCAACAACAUAAGUACAAACUAAGAAGAGGGAAGUAACACAGGCACUUGGGUGUAUUUUAAUUAUCGAAAAAGUAACAAAUCUAAAUGCUGCUGCCUGUUUGCUUAUAUUAAUCACCCCUGGUGUUUCCAUUGGGGUGGUUUAUUUACAUGCUAUUUACAUUAAGGAAUACAAUCAAAUAGAUGGUUUAUGAAUUUUUGGAUGACAAUACGGUAGUUAUAUGCAUGUUUUUAUAUAUAUUUAGUUGUAUGCUUUUUUAUAGUAUUUUUAGCAAAAUAUAAAGCACUGUGUUUCUAACUUUUUCAUACUCCUAUCUAGGUAGCACAUUUUUACUUUUUUGUUCUAUAUUAGAGGCCAGAAUUUGAAGUGCUGUUGCACAGAAGUGAUAGCCUUGUCUUUUAAAUAUAUGAACUAUUUGAAAUCCUUAGGUGUCCACUGCACACUAUACUUAGUGAAUAAAAGCUGCUGGUAAUGUUAUCAUGACAAUCAAGGUAAAUGUAUCAAUGUUACACCGGUUCUACAAAGAAAGAUUUAUUUUAAAAAGGAGGUCAGAGCUUGCACUCUCUUUCAACUAGGACACACAAAAAGUCGAAAUGUUUACUACUCUAAAUACAGUUGGUUUUGAUACCCGUGCUUUUUUUUUUAUUGACUUCAGUUUCUUUAUAAUGUGUUUCAAUUUUAUUUUUUACGUGCACAGCGCUCUUGUUGACAUAUUAAGUGCCUUUGUAUAUUUACAGUAAUUAAGGAAAUUUAUUAUGAUCUUUGUAUGACAUUUUUCACUAAGUGUAUGUGUUUUUUUUUUUUAUUUAUAAACAAGAAAUAAAACUUUUAUCAUAUUGCACCCUC
This is a messenger RNA of Acipenser ruthenus (sterlet), 4233 nucleotides long. It is a transcript of the gene iqce, whose product is annotated as IQ motif containing E. Bases 569 to 2875 code for a protein of 768 amino acids. Gene Ontology annotation, molecular function: protein binding. NCBI's taxonomy places the organism in Eukaryota, Metazoa, Chordata, Actinopteri, Acipenseriformes, Acipenseridae. The transcript is spliced from 23 exons. The record is from RefSeq and is a predicted model, not a curated record.